AUGGCUGUGAACAUCACGAAGCAGCCUCCAAAGAACAUCGUCAUAAUCGGUGGCUCAUAUGGCGGUGUUUCAACAGCUUAUUAUCUCCUCAAACACGUCAUCCCGCAGGUGCCGGCUGAAGAUGGAUACCAGAUCAUUCUCGUCAGCUCUUCAUCCCAAGUCAUGUGUCGUCCGGCUUGUCCCCGCGCCCUGAUAUCAGACGACAUGUUUCCCCAGGAAAAGCUAUUCGUCGACAUCACAACCGCCAUCAAGCAAUACGACAAGGACAAGUUCCGUUUCAUUUGCGGGACUGCGACGGCGCUUGAUCACCGCAGCCGAACAGUCUCGGUCACCACGACUCGAGACAGCGGCAUUGAAACACUGGAAUUUUACAGCUUGAUCAUCGCAACGGGCGCAUCUACGCCGUCUCCUCUUCUCGGACUCAAUCGCGACUCUGACAGUCUCAGGCAGAGCUGGCAUGAGUUUCGCGAGGCCCUGCCAAAGGCUAGAAGCAUCGUGGUUGCAGGCGGUGGUCCGGCUGGAGUAGAGACGGCCGGCGAGCUUGGCGAAUAUCUCAACGGACGAGCAGGUCUUUUCAGGACAAAAUUGGAUAAACCGACAGUCGCCGUCACGCUCGUGACAGCCGGCACCAAGAUCCUUCCUGCUCUCCGCCCAGCCAUCGCCAAACAGGCCGAGGACUAUCUUGCGCAAAUCGGCGUGACUAUCGUCAAGAACACCAGAGUUGAGAGCGUAACCCCGUCCGGAGCAGGAGUCGACGACCUUGCGGCAAACGCGACAAUUAACCUCGCCGAUGGACAGAAGCUGGAGGCAGAUCUGUAUAUUCCGGCCACGGGCACCCGUCCCAACACAGACUUCAUCGACAAUUCCCUCCUGGCAUCCGACGGCCGAGUCGAGACCAACCCCUCAACCCUCCGCGUCGACAAAGCAGGCCCGCGCAUCUACGCCAUUGGCGAUGCGUCGUCGUAUGCUCGUCCAGCAGUCCACAACAUCCUCAGCGCCAUCCCAGUUCUCUGCGCCAACAUCAAGCGGGACCUGCUUCUAGCCUCGGGGCAGACUGCGGCAGCCGCGAAAGGGGAUCGUGUUUUCGAGGAGGACACUCGUGAGACGCAGAUGGUGCCUAUUGGGAAGAGCAAGGGUGUCGGCGCGGCGAUGGGAUAUCGGCUGCCUAGCUUCUUGGUUUGGCUCAUCAAGGGUCGGGAUUAUUGGCUGUGGACCACUGGAAAGCUGUGGAACGGAGAUCAGUGGGCCAAAGAGUCUUGA
Molecule: messenger RNA, 1260 nt
Organism: Colletotrichum karsti
Lineage: Eukaryota; Fungi; Ascomycota; Sordariomycetes; Glomerellales; Glomerellaceae
Exons: 1
Coding region: 1-1260 (419 amino acids)
Cellular component (GO): cytoplasm
Molecular function (GO): flavin adenine dinucleotide binding; electron-transferring-flavoprotein dehydrogenase activity
Source: RefSeq, a predicted model, not a curated record